Molecule: messenger RNA, 1018 nt
Organism: Nicotiana tabacum (common tobacco)
Lineage: Eukaryota; Viridiplantae; Streptophyta; Magnoliopsida; Solanales; Solanaceae
Source: RefSeq, a predicted model, not a curated record
CGAAUCACCAAAAGCCAGGUCAAGGCAAAGUGCCAAUGAAGCAAAAGAUGGUACACCUAAAAAGCCAAAGCAGUGUAACUGCAAACACUCUCGAUGUUUGAAGUUCAUCCACUGCCUUUAGCCUAUGGUGGGAGUAUUUUUGCUGUUUCCGUUGCAACUAUGACUUCUCUAUCAGAAACAAGGUAUUGUGAAUGCUUUGCUUCUGGCAUAUACUGUGAUGGAUGCAACUGUGCCAAUUGUCAUAAUAAUGUCGAAAAUGAGCCUGCUAGGCGAGAGGCAGUUGAAGCUACUUUAGAGCGUAAUCCGCAUGCAUUCAGGCCUAAAAUUGCCAGCAGUCCACAUGGAGUUCGAGAAAAUAGGGAGGAAGCUGGGGAUGGCUUAGUACUGCCAAAGCAUAAUAAAGGCUGCCACUGCAAGAAAUCAGGUUGCCUUAAGAAGUACUGUGAGUGCUUCCAAGCCAACAUUCUUUGUUCUGAAAAUUGUAAAUGCAUGGACUGCAAAAAUUUUGAAGGAAGCCAAGAAAGGCAGGCUCUUUUCCAUGGAGAUCAUGCCAACAACAUGGCAUAUCUCCAGCAAGCAGCAAAUGCUGCUAUAACUGGUGCCAUUGGAUCCUCUGGUUAUGGAUCGCCUCCAGUGAACAAGAAAAGAAAGGCUCACGAGCUGUUCUUUGGGUCAAUGAUUAAAGACCCUGUUUAUAGGCUCGGUCAACUUCAACAGGAAAGCCAAAUCAAAGCUUCAGUUUCACCAUCUUCGCUGUCUUCUAUUCCUGGUCCUCGCUUUGGUAAUGCUGCAGCAUUAGGUCCUUCAAAGUUUACCUACCGGUCCCUGUUAGCAGACCUAAUCCACCCACAUGAUAUCAAGGAGCUUUGCUCUGUUUUAGUUGACUAUGCAUGGGAAGCGGGCAAGAUGCUUGCAGGCAAUCAUGGAGGAAUUUGAGAAGUUGAUGCCAGUCACUACUAGUAUUAAUUGUGGAAAGAGUAAGAUACUUGAAUAAUCUCAUUCAUAUCUUUCAAUGUCA